Messenger RNA from Homalodisca vitripennis (glassy-winged sharpshooter), 1696 nucleotides. RefSeq names its product phosphatidylserine synthase-like. NCBI's taxonomy places the organism in Eukaryota, Metazoa, Arthropoda, Insecta, Hemiptera, Cicadellidae. Gene Ontology annotation, molecular function: L-serine-phosphatidylethanolamine phosphatidyltransferase activity. Gene Ontology annotation, biological process: phosphatidylserine biosynthetic process. The record is from RefSeq and is a predicted model, not a curated record.
GAGUAGGGAGUAGUUCAAUUUGAAUCGAAUUCAAUGACAAAACGCCGCCUGCUGAGGACUAAUUAAUUGUGUUAGGUUAUGUGAGUCAAGGUCAAAAUAACAAAUUCGGUAGCGUUGUUUAUUGUGCGGUUUGGUGUAUUAAUUGGUUUCUUUAUCAGACGUACAAAUAUUUUUUUGUGUAUAUAAUAGUACUAACCAUCUUAAUCUUAUGAAGUGAGAGCAAAACUGAUUGGAAGAAUAGUACAAAUAUUACAGAUCAAGUAACUUAUUGAAAUUAUGCUCCCACAAUUUGGUUAAGGGCUAUUUAGUUGACACAAUGGCUAUAAAGCGACCUAGUGGAUUAUCAAAGAGCUAUCAUGACACUUUUAAUAGUGUUAAUGAACGUGUUGUGGAGGACAUAUCAUUAGAGUUUUUUUACAAGCCCCAUACCAUUACACUCCUAGGUGUAUCCAUAGCUGCAGUAGUUUAUUCUUCCUUCAUAAGGGAUGAAAGAGACGUUGAUGCCAACAUAAGAGCUGGAAUAUACUGUGUCUUCUUCUUCUUCAUAAUAGUAUCUGUUUUGGCUUUUCCCAAUGGCCCAUUUACAAGACCCCAUCCGGCGGUCUGGAGGAUAGUGUUUGGCUUUAGCGUUCUAUAUUUGAUGUUAUUAGUAUUCUGCCUCUUCCAGAACUACAAAACUGUCAAACAGAUAAUUUACUGGUUUGACCCUGAAUUGGAACAUUUUCACAUUGAUAUGGAUCGAGAAUAUGGAGUGAAUUGUUCAGUGAUCACGUUCGAGAACCUGUGGAACCACAUGGAUGUGUUUGCUUUAGCUCAUUUUCUGGGCUGGGCCUUCAAAGCUCUCCUGGUCCGUCACCUAGGGAUUCUCUGGGCCGUCAGUGUCAUGUGGGAGUUCACAGAGAUUGCCUUCGCUCAUCUGUUACCCAACUUUGUGGAAUGCUGGUGGGAUGCCCUCAUCUUGGACGUGUUACUGUGUAACGGCCUUGGUAUCUGGGUGGGACUACGCAUCUGCAAGAUGCUGGAGAUGCGAGAGUAUAAGUGGGUCAGCAUAAGGGAUAUUCACUCAACGACGGGGAAGCUGAAGCGGGCUGUCCUUCAGUUCACACCCAGCGACUGGAUGCAGGUACGGUGGCUUGACCCUUCCACCACCUACAUGAGGUUCUUUGCCAUUUGUCAACUGGUGAUCUUCUGGCAAGUGUGUGAACUUAACACUUUCUUUCUCAAGCACAUCUUCGAGAUGCCACCCUCCCACCCAUUGGUCUACCUACGGCUGUUAUUGGUCGGCAUAGUCAGGAAGGAUAUUGAACCUGAAGCCGCACUUCUAACCUCAACCACAGAGGCGACCCCCAGUGAGCAGUAUCCACCAGAUUCUUCAAACCCCAACAUCCAUCAUCAAGUGAUUGGCAACUUACUGGAAGAGAUUGGAGCUGGUUCGGGACUUUCUUCUGGAACUGCUCUCCCAGCUGGAAGGGAACUAUCGCCCUCAACCCUGAUCCCACUUGCAAGAGGGUGGGUACCCCAGUGUUGGGUGUACGGAGCUAUCAUGGCCACAGAAGCCACUUCUCUGCAUCAAGGAAUGGCAAAGAGUUGUUUUGGCCAGACGCAAGCCACCAACAUCUGUAUCUGGCUACUGCUCAUCUUCCUGCUCUCCUGCCUCUGUGUCUACGGCUGUGUUGUGUGGCACAGAUACUUCCAG